AUGAAAUCAAACCAAAGAUGGCUGAAACUCAGGACCACCGUUCAGCUCUCGGGCGCCCUCUCCUCGUCCAUGAACCGGGCCAAACCACCGCUCAAGCGAGAGGACUCCUUCAUCAAGAGGUUCUCCACACGACAGAUAGCCGAGCUUCAGGACACCGUCGACCAGACAGAUGAGGAGGACGUUAGUAAAAAUUCCACCGGAUCUCCAAAGAUUCGAAAAAAGAAGAAGCAGCGGCAACCAAGAACAGUUAUCAAUCCGUAUGGAAACGUUUUCUUCUAUUGGUUGUGUAGCCUAACUAUCUGCGUCCUGUAUAACCUGUGGACGCCCAUAGUGAGACAAGCCUUUCCGGAGCUUCAGAGGAAACCGCAGCCCAUGUGGUACCUGCUCGACGGGCUAACCGAUAUCGUGUUCGUGGUGGACAUCUUCGUACAGUUUCGGACGGGCUAUCUAGAACAAGGUCUUAUAGUGUACGACUUUAAGAAGCUGGCAAGACACUACAUGCAGUCCAAAAGUUUUAUGCUGGAUAUAGUGUCACUUAUACCUUUAGAUUUUUUACAAAUAGUGCUCGGUCCGCAGCCGUUAAUAAGAUUUCCAAGAUUCAUCAAGGUUUACCGUGUCUAUAACUACUACUACAUGGUAGAAUCGAGGACACUCUACCCCAACAUGUGGCGUGUCGUCAAUCUCAUUCACAUCCUGCUUCUCCUCGCUCACUGGUUCGGCUGUUUCUAUUACAUGUUAUCGGAGGCUGAGCAGUUCGUAGGGGAGUGGACCUACCCUUAUGACAGUAGUCCUGAUUUUCAAACGUUAUCAAGAAUGUAUCUGGGAUCGGUAUACUGGUCAACGCUCACCCUCACUACUAUAGGGGACCUGCCGACGCCGGAGACAAACAGGCAACUUUAUAAAGAAAGCGAAUUAGUCUUUAGGAUUUCUGGCGUCAACGAUAAUGCUGCAGCGGGAGGUCAAGCCAGGGUUGCCAUGGUGACAAAGGUAAAGGAUGCAAUUGCAGGAACUUCGGCCGCCCGAGGCAGUAAGUACCACCGCACACACCCAUGUGAGUCAGUGAGUCAGACAGAGAGUAACUCCCGGCCCGUGUGCAGGGUCCUUAACCUGAGCCGGCAGAGCUGGGGUCCGCAUCCGCAGCCCCUGGUGCACCCCAGCUUCCCCCGGGCGGGCCCCUACGGCGACCAGGUAAAGGAGGGCCGCUUGCACGCCGGCCCGACGAGUCCGGACCCUGACCCGGGGGGCACCGCCCUCGGGCCCGCCCCUAAGCUCACUGCCGCCCACUCGUCACCUCGUCCCCGACCAACUGACGGUGGCGGUGAUGGUGACGAUGACGAUGACGAUGAUGCUCGAGGCGUGAGCCCGGCCCGCCCUCACCCGUUCCGAUCCAGUCCGCCCACCAGCGGCCAGCCCAGCCCCGACGGCCCGGGCGGCGGCAAGGGGGGGGAGCCUGAGCCCCCCAAGCCGGGGGGGCCGCGCGCCCUGCCCCGCCGCGGACUCAAGUCUCGCCUCCUGAGGAUCAAAACCAACGCCGGAUAUAUUUUUACCAUAGUUAGCUACCUGAUAGGAGUCUUCAUCUUCGCUACUAUAGUCGGUCAAGUAGGCAACGUUAUAACGAAUCGCAAUGCAAACAGAUUGGAGUUCGAGAGAUUAUUGGACGGAGCCAAGCUGUAUAUGCGGCAUCACAAGGUUCCAAGAGCGAUGCAAAGACGUGUACAACGAUGGUAUGAUUAUUCGUGGUCUCGGGGAAGGAUACAAGGCGGCGGGGACAUCAACACCGCCCUGGGCCUCCUGCCGGACAAACUCAAGACGGAGCUGGCCCUUCACGUCAACCUCCUCACACUCAAGAAGGUGAGCAUCUUCAAGGAGUGUCAGCCUGAGUUUCUCCACGACCUGGUGCUCAAAAUGAAAGCCUACAUCUUCACUCCGGGCGAUCUCAUCUGUCGCAAGGGAGAAGUCGCCAGGGAAAUGUUCAUCAUCGCCGACGGCAUCUUAGAAGUGAUAAGCGAAACGGGGAAAGUUCUCACCACAAUGAAGGCAGGCGAUUUCUUCGGAGAAAUUGGAAUCCUUAACUUAGACGGUCUGAACAAGCGAACGGCAGACGUCCGGUCAGUGGGUUACUCGGAGCUGUUCAGCCUCUCGCGAGAAGACGUCCUCAUGGCCAUGAAGGACUACCCGGAGGCCCAGGAAAUCCUCCAAAGCCUGGGGCGCAAGAGGCUGAUGGAGGCGCGCCACCAAGCCUCCAAGUCGGGCUCCUCGGGCUCCAGCAAGCGAGGGACGCCUUCGCCCAACAAGGAGAGUGGCCUCGAGGACAAGAACGCCAAGAAGAUCGUGAGUCGCCUGCGCUCCGACGUGACCGCCAUCAGGAACGCCUUCAGGAGGAGUAAAGGGACCACCAGGUACACGGAGACAUUGGAACAAGACCAUAUUACAGAGCGCUCAACGCUGAUGGAACCUAGUGUGAGAGAAAUAGAGAACUUGAGCUGGAUAUACUCCUACGCCCUCGACUUCCACAGGACUCGGGACAAUGAGACCCUCGAACUGGAGCCGCUAACGGCAGAACACCGCGCAAGCCUGGAGGACGAGGCGCCCGUCAAGCGUAUACUGAAACUCUCGUACAGACUGACAACAGAACAACACGCUCUUUGCAGCUCUUUUGUAACAGCCACAGUACUCUCACUUGUGGUGGAGGCUUCUAGGGUGAAUGGCUUUACUCCAAUAUCCUUUGCGAUAGUGACACCCAAGCCAAAAGCGGCACUCUACUCGACUCGACAAGCGUGUGUCCUUCAGACACCCAAGUCAAAAGAGACAGUCAACUCGAGCCAGCAAGCGGGUGUCAUUCAGGUACAGAAGUCUUGCUUAGAGCUUUUAGAAGAAGCUUUAGUCUUCCUACAAAUGGACCUGUUAUUUUGUAAUAGACUAGAGGGCUUGAGGAUCAGCGGCCGCAGCGGCAGCGACUCCUCGACGGGGACGCGGGGCGUGCUCAAGCGGAUGGCCAGGGUCACCAGCGACGAGGUCACGCAGGCUGUGAGUCCGGGGCGGGUGCCGUCCAACGAGGAGCCGCAGGGCGUGCUGGGGGCGGGCCUGCCCCUCCUGCAGCGCCUCAAGCUCCUCAAGGAAAAGGAGGAGAGGGAGGAGAAGGAGAGACAGAAGAAGCCUCCGGAACCAGAGAAAAAGGAGCCAGAAAAGGAGCCGCAGGUCAUCGGGGCGGGGCUUCCGCUCUUCGCCCGCCUCAGGCUCUUGCAAGCUAAGGAAGAACACACAUUUUGUAAUAGACUAGAGGGCUUGAGGAUGGAGCGGAUAGAGAAGGAGGAGAGGGAGAAGGCCGAGGAGGAUGGCAGCCAGCCGCCCCAGGAAGGCGCCAAGGAAGACCAUCCCCCGAAGCCGCAGCCGGAGAGACAGGUCAGCGUCGACAAGGAGGGCGCCAAGCCGAGCGAGGCCAAGCCCGAGGUCGUGGAGGCCAAGCCGCGGCCGGGCGGCCUCCUGAAGGGAAGACUCCGGGCGGCGGUGCUGACCAAGGCGCCGCCGCCGACGCUCCCGAUCAUGGAGGUGACGCCGUCGGGAGAGGCCGCCCCGCCGCCGGUGUCGGCCGACAAGGCCAAGGCCCCGUCGCCGACCGCAGAGGAGAAGGAGAAGGCCGACGCGGCAGCCAAGCCGACGGUCAUCAAUGACCUGAACAAAGGUGUCGAGAAAAAGUCUCCCGAAGGUGAGAACGGAGAUAGGUUAGGUAGUGAGAAACCCCUAGAAUCAAAGGACAUUCACGCGAACAGUAACAGCGUGCAGGGCGGCCAGGCUUUGGAAAGAGCUUUCGGAAAACUUUUAUCGAAAAAGCUAAACACUGCCCCCAAGGAACGGACCAGUCCGACUGUGAUAGAGAACCCGGUAGACGAUGGACUAAAGGUGCAAAAUACAACGAGCAAAGAAAAGAUAAGUCGAAGUGAUAGUUUUAAGCGCGCCAUGGACGAGGGCCUCAUACGGAGCACGGAGGAGCCGGACCUGAACAUCAAGCCGUGCGAGGAGCCGCGCGAGGCCGAGGCGGCUGCCGCAGAGAGCGAGGCCGACGCCCCGACGCCGGACGCCGCCGACAAGAAGGCCGGGGAGAGCCAGAGCGAGAACGAGGCGUCGCCGCAGAGCGAGACCAAGGAGAUCGCGGAGGAGCAGGCGCUCGAGGCCGAGAAGAAGCUGGAGGCGGAGGGCAAGGAGCGGCUGGAGCGGCUCAUCAGGCGGUGUGGCAGCGAGCGGAGGAGGAGCAGCUCGCCCAAGCUCGCCCGCACACUGACAUCUCGCCAGCACCACAGGGUCGACUCCCUCAAGGUACCAAGCGACGACGUCUCCCCCCCACUGUCCUCUCCCGAGAGCACCGAGACGCCGGAGAGAAAGUCUUUGAAAAGUAUAUUAAAACGCAUGUCUCGGGAGGACUCCAGAGGAAACCUAUUGCCCCCUGAUGGUGCUGAUCUCCGGAAACUCAUGAAAGCUCCGACGGUGGAAGGCUUUGUCGCCAGAAGAUCAAAGCUCAGUAAAUCCGUGUCGUUCCAGCGGAAGACCCUCGCCUCGCCGCCGCCGCCAGCUCUUCUGGACGAACUAAAGAGCUCGCAAGUUGACGGCUCUGGCAACGGGGCUCCCCUUAUUACCUCUGUGUUGCCUUCAGUUCCGUCUAAAGAGUCAGCGAAGGAGAGUCGAAGCGCGACCACGGACGGAGUCAACAAACUUAUGGCAAAACUUGGUUCCAUGGGGCUGGACGGGUCCCCGGAUACUCAGACUCAGGACCUAGUCUUAGGUGUCAGAAAGAUUCUGAGAGACAAAAUGGACGACGUAGAAGUUGCUUGGGUACAGCGGGUGGAAGAACUUCAGCAGCAGGUGGCGGCGAGGGACGCGACCAUCCGGCACCUGACCCACACCAUCUCGCGGCUCCAGGCGAGCGUGGGGGUAGAGCCCAGGAUAGCCGAGGGCAGCCUUCCCGCCGGAGAACUGGUUCCGUGCCCCUCCAUUAUUAGGUCGUCCUCGUCAGAUGCCAGCACGGACGGGUCGGACGAUGACGAGCCCCUCUUCAUGAGCCAUUCGGGAGUAGGCAGAGCCAAGCGCCUGACCCCUAAACAGCCAUCAAAUGAAGGCUGGACGAUUCGCGACGCCUUAUCGGAAUUUAGUUUGGGUAAAGACCGAAAGGGCCUGAUCAGCCAGACGGCGAAGUUGACAGAUGCUGAGGGAGACAUUGCCGAUUUCAUGCAGUCUGGGGAUCGCUGCAGCUCAUUUAUUGUUCCUUUGUCUGGAAGUCUACCAACACAUUGCCCGGAGAUGUCUUGCUGA
This is a messenger RNA of Penaeus indicus, 5304 nucleotides long. RefSeq lists its product as uncharacterized. Gene Ontology annotation, cellular component: membrane. Gene Ontology annotation, biological process: monoatomic ion transport; transmembrane transport. Gene Ontology annotation, molecular function: monoatomic ion channel activity; protein-containing complex binding. Bases 1 to 5304 code for a protein of 1767 amino acids. Lineage: Eukaryota; Metazoa; Arthropoda; Malacostraca; Decapoda; Penaeidae. The transcript is spliced from 34 exons. The record is from RefSeq and is a predicted model, not a curated record.